AUGCAGAGAAACACCAGAGGAAUGGAAACCAUAAAAAGCCAGGUACUGUUUCUCUUCCUGCUGUCUUUGUUCUAUGAAGCCAUCUCUGAACCAAUCCGAUACUCUAUUCCAGAGGAGCUGGGCAAGGGCUCCCAGGUAGGGAACCUAGCCAAGGAUCUAGGGCUCAGUAUCCAGGAGCUGCCAGCUUGCAAACUUCGAGUCAGUGCAGAGGAUUAUUUCCAUGUCAGUGCAGAAAAUGGGGAGUUGUUAGUGAGUGGCCGGAUAGAUAGAGAGGAGAUUUGUGGGAGAAAGUCGGACUGUGCAUUGGAAUUUGAAUCAGUCACUGAAAACCCAAUGAAUAUUUUCCAUGUCAUUGUUGCAGUCCAAGAUAUUAAUGAUAAUGCACCGUAUUUUGCUGCAAAAGGCAUUGAAUUAGAAAUCUGUGAGUCAGCCAUACCAGGGGUAAAAUUUCCUUUGGAUUCUGCACAGGAUGCAGAUGUAGAAAGUAACUCACUGAAGUUAUACACCAUCAGCCCCAAUCAGCACUUCAGUCUUUCAACAAAGGAAAGUCCAGACGGAAGUAAAUACCCAGAAUUACAGCUGGAAAAACUUCUGGACAGGGAACGUCAGAGUUCCCAUCGCCUAAUCCUGACUGCCAUUGAUGGUGGGGACCCACCUCUGAGUAGCACCACCCAGAUCUGGAUCAAAGUCACUGAUGCCAAUGAUAAUGCUCCCGUGUUCAGCCAGGACAUAUACAAAGUUAGACUCCAAGAAAACAUGCCCCUGGGGACCUCUAUCCUGAGGGUAUUGGCCACAGACCAGGAUGAGGGUGCCAAUGCAGAGAUCACCUACACCUUUCUUAAUGUCCCUGCAAGUACUAGCCUCAUCUUCAAUCUAAAUCCCCAUACUGGUGAUAUCACAACGAAUGGGACCUUGGAUUUUGAAGAAAGAAAUAGAUACUUGCUUGGUGUAGAAGCCAAGGAUGGAGGGGUGCACACAGCCCACUGUAAUGUUCAGAUUGAAAUUGUUGAUGAGAACGACAAUGCCCCAGAGGUGACAUUCAUGUCCUUUUCUAACCAAAUUCCAGAGGACUCAAAUCCUGGAACUGUAGUAGCUCUGAUUAAAGUAAAAGACAAGGAUUGGGGGGAAAAUGGUCUAGUCACAUGUUAUAUUCAGGAAGAAGUUACUUUUAAGUUGGAACCCACCUCCAAGAAUUAUUACAAGCUCAUGAUUGACAAAACUCUAAAUCGAGAAGAGACCCCAAUGUAUAACGUUACCAUCACUGCCACUGACAAGGGCAAACCGCCGCUUUCCACCGAGACAUCCAUUACACUACACAUCACAGAUGUCAACGACAAUGCACCUGUUUUCCACCAAGCCUCCUACGUGGUCCACGUGGCUGAGAACAACCCUCCUGGAGUCUCUAUCGCCCAAGUCAGCGCCUCCGACCCAGACCUGGGGCCCAAUGGCCAAGUGUCCUACUCCAUCCUGGCCAGCGACCUGGAGCCAAGCGCGCUGUCGUCCUACGUGUCGGUGAGCGCGCACAGCGGGGUGGUGUUCGCCCAGCGCGCCUUCGACCACGAGCAGCUGCGCUCCUUCCAGCUCACUGUGCAGGCGCGCGACCAGGGCUCGCCCCCGCUGCGCGCCAACGCCAGCCUGCGCGUGCUGGUGGGAGACCGCAACGACAACGCGCCGCGGGUGCUCUACCCCGCGCUGGAGCCCGAUGGCUCGGCGCUCUUCGACAUGGUGCCGCGCGCCGCCGAGCCCGGUUACCUGGUCACCAAGGUGGUGGCGGUGGACGCCGACUCUGGACACAAUGCCUGGCUGUCCUACCACGUGCUGCAGGCCAGCGAUCCCGGCCUCUUCAGCCUGGGGCUGCGCACCGGCGAGGUCCGCACCGCUCGCGUCCUGGGGGACAGGGAUGCGGCCCGCCAGCGCCUGGUGGUGGCUGUGCGCGAUGGUGGACAGCCGCCCCUCUCGGCCACAGUCACUCUACACCUCAUCUUCGCAGAUAGCCUGCAAGAAGUGUUGCCAGACCUGCGCGAUGACCCUUCGCCCUCGGACCCUCAGACAGAACUACAGUUUUACCUGGUGGUGGCCUUGGCCUUGAUCUCUGUACUCUUUCUUCUCGCUGUGAUUCUGGCCAUCGCCCUGCGUCUGAAGCACUCCUCUGGUCCAGCUGCCUGGGGCUGCUUUCAGCCUGCUCUCAACUCCAAGUCUGGCCCUGGGGUUCUCUCCAGUUACAGUGCGGGAACCUUGCCCUAUUCCUACAACGUGUGUGUUGCCUCACAAUCAGCCAAGACGGAGUUUAAUUUUCUCAACGUGUCCUCGGCCCCCGAAGUGGCUCCCGCUCAGGACCUCCUCUGUGAUGAUUCUUCUAUGGCUGUAAACGUCAAUAAUGAAGAUCUUAAACUCUCGUAUGAUGCGUCUUUUUCCUCUCAGGUAAAUUUUCCCAGAACUAUUUGA
Dipodomys spectabilis (banner-tailed kangaroo rat) is the source of this 2445-nucleotide messenger RNA. RefSeq names its product protocadherin gamma-B1-like. Gene Ontology annotation, cellular component: plasma membrane. Gene Ontology annotation, biological process: homophilic cell-cell adhesion. The record is from RefSeq and is a predicted model, not a curated record. The coding region runs from base 1 to 2445 and encodes 814 amino acids. Gene Ontology annotation, molecular function: calcium ion binding. NCBI's taxonomy places the organism in Eukaryota, Metazoa, Chordata, Mammalia, Rodentia, Heteromyidae. The transcript has a single exon.